AUGUCUGUGCCGAACGCGCUGCAGGGUGUUUCUCCGCACGUCCGCGAGCUGCUGUCGCGGCUGCACGCCGAGUCGCUGGAGCAGGAGGCGGCCCUUGCCAAGGACGACAUGAGUAACGGCCCGGCGACGGGCAGGUUGAUGCGCGACAAGUUCAUCGCCCUGGACGAGAACAAGGCGCACUACGUGUACCAGCUGGCGCGGGCGACUGGGGCCACGACGAUCGUCGAGGCCGGCACCUCGUUUGGCGUCAGCACGAUCUAUCUGGCUCUGGCCGCAGCGGCGAACGCGGCCAUCAACAGCAGUGGAAGCCGUGGAAGCCGUGCCCGCGUGAUUGGCACAGAGCACGAGCCGACCAAAGCAGCACGGGCGCGCGAGCACUGGCGGCAGUGUGGCGAUACUGUGGCCGACGUCAUCGAGCUGCGCGAGGGCGACCUGCGCGAGACGCUGCGGACGGAUCUCGAUAAGGCCGACAUGUUGCUGCUGGACAUUUGGACGCCCAUGGCGUUGCCUACGCUCAAGAUCGUGCAGCCGAAACUGCGAUAUGGCGCUGUCGUCAUCACCGACAACACCAUCAGCUCGGCUGCCAAGUACAAGGAAUAUCUUGACUACAUUCGGGCAACAGACAGCGGCUUCAGCAACAUGACGGUGCCGUUCAAGGGUGGGCUCGAAAUCAGCGUGUACCUUCCUGCAGGAGGCGGGGAUGCAACAUAG
Grosmannia clavigera kw1407 is the source of this 711-nucleotide messenger RNA. RefSeq names its product O-methyltransferase. The record is from RefSeq and is a predicted model, not a curated record. Bases 1 to 711 code for a protein of 236 amino acids. NCBI's taxonomy places the organism in Eukaryota, Fungi, Ascomycota, Sordariomycetes, Ophiostomatales, Ophiostomataceae. The transcript is spliced from 2 exons.